AUGUGUAACUUCACCGUAACCUGCAGCUCUGGGCUCUCUGAAGGAGCCGUCUCUCGCUCGUUCAGCUGCGUCACAAACAGCUGUGACCAGAGCGACACACACUCACCUGGACACACAGACUCCUCCAUCGCCCUCUUCCUGUCAGGGUCGUCCAUCAUCUGUAACCAUAGCAACCACGUCAGCUGGAGCCAGGACACCUGGGACUAUCAGCAGGAGUGUGAAAAAAAGGGAAUAAAGGACGACAAACCCGCAGUAAUCCGCUUCAUCAUUUUUGGCGUCGUGACUUUUGUUGUGGCGCUAGUUUUAGUGUAUUUGUUCUUUGAUUUGAAACGAAGGAAAAGAAUGAAAAGAGAAAACUUGGAGGAGACUGUGUACGAUGACGUUCAGGUAAAGAUCUAUUUGAGCUGA
Knipowitschia caucasica is the source of this 408-nucleotide messenger RNA. The record is from the annotation of a GenBank genome assembly. NCBI's taxonomy places the organism in Eukaryota, Metazoa, Chordata, Actinopteri, Gobiiformes, Gobiidae.